AUGGGGAUCUUCCAGCUGUCUCCAGAACAAAGCAACAGUUUAGGGCAGGGCCAUGGAGGGCUGCAAACCCUACCUGAAAACACAAUAGUACUCCCUCAGGGACAAGUACAGGUUCCAUUAGGCCCGAGUGAGGGGAUACUGCUCCACACACAGCCUCAGGUUCAGAGUCAAAUGCAGCCUCAUGUUCAGCCCCAGAUGCAGACCCCUGCCCUAGUACCAGCUGGAGAUGCCUCUCAGAGUAAGGACCCACCACCAGUGCUAAAUCUUGACCAGGUGACCCAUUUGGCUUUCGCAGAGGUGUCGUCACUCCUGGACCCUAACAUGAAGGGAUCCAAGGCUCGUAAGUAUCUGAUCUCGUAUGAUGAGAUUAAACGCCGCCUGCAGGCCCCAGAAAAGAUGUCCUUGCGCUCACUAGCAGCCUAUACUCGUGUCAGCAGAGGUCCAGCCAGCAAGAAAACACUUUUUGAGUCACUCAAUGUGCUGGGCCUCACACCGAGCACCACUACCUCAGUAUCAUCAUCCUUCUCCAAACUCACAGAAGGAGACACCAAGGCCUUGUGUGCUGACAUGAAGGAUUUUGCCCAUGACUAUGUUAACUACGGCAACAUGGCUAAACAGCUCAUCCCUGAGACAAACACAGUUCAGCACUGGUCCAAGAUCAUCGAAACUAAGAACCACCUAGAGGAUAUGAGGAAGUGUUUCAAAGACCCAGUCAACAGCGGUGCGUUUGACAAUGUCACUCAUGGCCUAGGCCUGGGAGUGUUGGAUGUUGCUCUGGAUAUGAUCACCACAGUGAUCGACCGGCAGAUCCGCAUCCUCUCUGGUGCUGCGGCCACCGAUCCGGCUGACUCUGGACCGAUACGACGCAUCCGCCGGCGCAACCGCAAGUCCCGCCCUACUGAUGGACAAGGGAAGGUCCUGUCAAAGGCCAAGGGCCGGGGCAGAGGCAAGAAAAAGAUAUGGCCUGAUACUGGAGCUGCUAGUCAUGUGGAAAACCAAACAGAGCCAUCCAAGCCGGAGGAUGUGGAGAGCAGCGUCCUGACCCUUGUCUCUGUCGGGUAUGAGACCAUCUCCAGUGGCCUCAACACAUCUGACACUUGCUGAGUUUUUUAAAGAACCUUGACCUCAUAGGGUGGCUGGGAUAGCUUCAAUUCAUGACAUUACACAAUUGAUGAGAAUAGACAUCGUCCAGGUAUGGCCUAACAAAUCAAGGUGGUCGGAAAGCUUUUUAAAUGUUGUGCUGACCGAGUCAAAUUCAAGAGGAUGACUCGGGGAUGGGAUGCAGCAUCUACAAGACUCGUGCUGGGUUAUCCAGCAGCAAGGGUGAACUACUGUAUGUGGGAGAUCAGGAUUCAUGUGAGCUCAACAGCAACUUAUGAUGCCUGGAAUCUACUUUCAGUGAAGGCACAGCUUUUGUUUUAUUGUGUUUUUUUUUCUUUGUUUUUUUUUUCUUUGUCAACAAAUCCAAUUGGUCGGGUUUUUUUAAUCUUCCCACAUGUGUCGAAGACAGACAACAGCUUCUACCAACACUUUGAGAAUCCUUAUAAUGUUGAACAUUUAGGAAACGGGUCAUUGGACUUGUACAUCCCAAAAUAUAGAGGGAUGAGCUACUCAUGUUUUUUAAAAUAAUCGUGAAUAUCUGGGUUAUUUUUCAGUUAGCGGUACACCUGCUAUGACUUGUUGUGUUUAAUGUUUAGAUUUUUAGUUGAGCUGUUUGACUAUCAUGCUGUAUUACAGUAUGGAAAUUAAUUUUCUGUUGAUACUGAGGCCUGAGUAGCUGGCAAUAUAUAAAAGUCUAAUUCUCAUGUAUUGCAUGUAUUUCUUCAUCUAUUUGUAGAUAUUUCACUCGGUGAGCUCACCAUCCAUUUAUCACUUGGUGGGUAAAAGCAGAGCAGCCUCAUGAAAUUCAAUCUUGAUUCAGGACAGAAUAGGUCUUCUUUAAUCACAUGGUAGCUUCAUUUGUCCAGUGCACUGAAAGCUAAGCUACGCUUCUUGCACAAUGUUCUCAUUAACCCCAACUACCUAAAACCCAUUGGUUGAUUAGAGAGAAAUCUUGAUGCAAAGGAAUUUAAAUGUAUUUGAUAACCACAAGAAUCUUUUGGAGUUGCAAUCCGCUUAUUGAAAAUGUGGCUUUAAUUUUAUGGAACCACUAACAUUUCACAUAUUGUGAAAUCGUUUUGCUGUUGGGAAUGAUGGGUGGUGGUGUAGUGGCCCGUAUUCAUAUUGGCUAGUUACAGUCGGCACAUAUCAUGUUAAACACAGAUGUGUAACCGUGCAAGAGUCAAAGAACAAGAAAAGUGUUAAGUAUUGAAAGAUAAAUGCUCGCUCAUUGGGAUUGGUGCAUUCCAUUUAACCCUGAUCGUGGAGCUGAUUAAUGGAAGUUCACGGUCAACACCGACACCUGGGUCAAAAACAGAUGCUCAUCUGAACCUGUUGUUUUUUGACAGGGAUAUUCUAGAAGCUGAAAGACAUCGUGGGGGAUUUUCAGUCAAGGGCUAAUU
Messenger RNA from Lampris incognitus (smalleye Pacific opah), 2501 nucleotides. RefSeq lists its product as uncharacterized. Bases 1 to 1104 code for a protein of 367 amino acids. The record is from RefSeq and is a predicted model, not a curated record. The transcript has 5 exons. Lineage: Eukaryota; Metazoa; Chordata; Actinopteri; Lampriformes; Lampridae.